AUGCCUGAAAAGAUCCAGAGGACCACCCCAAACGUCAAGGUGGCUUCCGGUUCGGGUUUUGGGGCAUCGUCUGGUGCCUCGUUUGCGAAUCUCACCGCAUCGAUCCUCAGGCUCCCGGCGACUCUGCAGCCCUUCUUGGACAGCGCCGUCGAACAUCUGUCUGGUGCGACCGAGUAUCUUCAGUCGGCGACCGGCGUCUCCCCGACCGUGCUCUACACCACAGCUGCCGGCGCACUGUUACUUCUCGGGGCCAUUCCCGCCGUCACGGCACGAAACUCCCAAAAGAAGACCAAGAACACGCCAGGGAAGGGAGAAAAGAUGUCUCGAUAUGGCUGGUCGACCCGCGCGGGUGGCCUAUCGCCUUUCAACUCGGCCCUUGGUCAAGGAGACAUUCCCGCUGUAACGGACGAAGAUUACAGCUAUAUCACGUCAGAGGAUCUCCAGAAUCAUGGCGUCGACAACCCCCCUUCCUACGAAAGCCAUUAUGCGCCCUCGUCCGACCGCUACGCUGGCCAUGCCCAUCCCCCAACGGCACCGCGUUAUCAACCCGAGGACGACGUCAUGUUGAUCAAGCACAGAGGCAUCACGUUUCCAGAGCAUUUUCCAGCCUACUCGAUUGGCGACGGAAAACUCUUGGUGGGCGAUGUAAAGGUACGGGCCAAAAUAAUCUUGGAUGUCCCCGACAGCCAGGCCAAAGGAAUGCGCCUACUUUACAAGGGCCAGUUGCUUAGUGAUCCAGACGCUCCCAUCCGGGACUAUGGCGUCAAGGAUAACAGCGAAGUCGUGGUUGUUCUUGGGGAGGGCGGAACUGACAGUAGCGGUGAGAGCUCUCACAGCGAGGAGGUCGUCGUGGUAGGGCGGGAUGGACGGGAAGACCACGGCGCCAGAAAGCCCGGAAAGAAGCGAAGAGGGCGACAGCCUGUCAACCAUAGCCCCCGAGAGAGUGGGCCGAGUUUUAGCCUGGAGGUGCCGCGAGAUGAUGGGAGGAGACGCGCUCUGUCGAGAGUCCGAACGCAGUCCCCGAAACCAGCACCGGCACCGGAGCCACUGCCGGCGCCAGAGCCCGCCGUUGCGAGGUCCAGCGGAAUCACCAUCCCCGCCCCACCGGGAAGCGCAAUGGACAAACUAAACCAGAUCGCAAGCCGUUUCGACAAGGAACUACUCCCGCUUUGCAAGGAAUUUAUCGCAAACCCGCCCUCAGAUCCAAAGAAACGAACAAUGGAGCAUCGGAAGCUGGCAGAAGUAAUCAUGCAGCAAGUCCUCCUAAAGCUUGACGAGGUCGAGACGGCAGGAGAGGAAGGAGCACGUCAAAGAAGAAAGGAUCUAGUCAAGGAGGUUCAGGCCGACUUGAAGAGCAUCGACGACGUUUCCAAAGCUUGA
Messenger RNA from Lasiosphaeria miniovina, 1380 nucleotides. Its product is annotated as BAG domain-containing protein. The transcript is spliced from 2 exons. Lineage: Eukaryota; Fungi; Ascomycota; Sordariomycetes; Sordariales; Lasiosphaeriaceae. Gene Ontology annotation, molecular function: protein-folding chaperone binding. Bases 1 to 1380 code for a protein of 459 amino acids. The record is from RefSeq and is a predicted model, not a curated record.